Messenger RNA from Gossypium raimondii (Peruvian cotton), 504 nucleotides. RefSeq names its product calcium uniporter protein 5, mitochondrial. The record is from RefSeq and is a predicted model, not a curated record. Gene Ontology annotation, molecular function: calcium channel activity; uniporter activity. The transcript has 2 exons. Lineage: Eukaryota; Viridiplantae; Streptophyta; Magnoliopsida; Malvales; Malvaceae. Gene Ontology annotation, biological process: calcium import into the mitochondrion; mitochondrial calcium ion homeostasis. Bases 1 to 504 code for a protein of 167 amino acids. Gene Ontology annotation, cellular component: uniplex complex; mitochondrial inner membrane.
AUGACGUCUGGUGCAGAGGUGGUAGAUCUGAUUAGAAGAGCAGUACCUCUUGCUUUGGCUCCUGAAGAUGACCCUAUAAGAGAUGAGCUAAAGAGGUUGCAAGAGAAGAAGGAAGAAAUUGAUGUGCUAGCACAUAAGCAAGUUCGUCGCAUCCUUUGGAGUGGUCUAGGACUAAUUGGGGCACAAUAUGGAUUGUUCUUCCGGCUAACAUUUUGGGAAUUCUCAUGGGAUGUAAUGGAACCUAUUGCUUAUUUUACCAUAGCCAUUAUCGUAGGCAUAGGCUAUGCUUACUUCUUGUUUACUUCAAGAGAUCCCACAUAUCAAGAUCUAAUGAAGACGCUCUUUUUGUCCAGGCAAAGAAAAUUGUUCAAGAAGCAUAAUUUUGACGUUGGCAGGUUGAAGGAGUUACAAAACAAGUGCAAAACAUCUUUGGAUGCCUCUACAUCUAUUCGGAAUCGUGUAGGAUUGAAAGUAGAACUCGAUGAUGCCUUACACAAGGAUUAG